Molecule: messenger RNA, 1091 nt
Organism: Prunus persica (peach)
Lineage: Eukaryota; Viridiplantae; Streptophyta; Magnoliopsida; Rosales; Rosaceae
Exons: 1
Coding region: 189-941 (250 amino acids)
Source: RefSeq, a predicted model, not a curated record
AACCCAAAAGAAAAAACGGUCAGCCCCCAACUUCACCAUCACCAAUAAAUCAUCCUUCAAUUACUAUAUUGUAUGCUUUUGUCACACUCUUCGAUUUUGGUCCACUCUGGUGUAUAUUAUAUGCUUUUGAACCCUUCACAUUCCCAUUUGAAUUUAAAUUUUUUGAUAUAGUCCACACGUCACAAUUAAUGAUUUUUUUUUUCUCUCUCGGCUUGCCGUUCCAAUUAGACUGCUCCCAAUGCCUACUUCCAAGAAACAAGUCCAAAUCCCAAGUCCCCCACACCUUUAUAAACCUACAAACAUAUCUGCCUCAUCAGCUCACAAUUCCAAAGCUUCCCAUUUCUUUUCUUGUUCGAUUUCAAUUUUCAACCCAUAAACAACAUACAACAUCUAUUUUCAUCAAAACCAUGAGGAGGACCUCUAGCAAAGCAAAGAAGCAAAGCAAGUUGAUGUACAUUAUUUGUGCACCCAUUAGAACUCUGACCAAGGCCAGGAACUUUUACAUGAGGGGGCUUGAGGAUUAUGCUGGCAAGGUGGGUUAUGGUGGUGGUGUAAGUGGCUACACUGCCUCACAAGUUCCACACUUGCCCAAGAGCUUCAGUGUCAAUUCCUCGAGCUCUAGCGACAAUGAGGACUUGAGGCAGCUUCUCAGGACGGCGUCGUCAAGGAAGAGCAAUGCAGAGAAAGAAAGCACUGUUAAGUCAGAAGGUAAUUCAGAUAUGCAUAGAAGACCAAUUGUUAAACAAGCAGCUCAACCCAUUGGUAGACAACAAACUAUGAAUGGGAUGGGGAUAAGGAGUUACAGUGUUGGGAUGAAGAUGGGAAGAAUUGAUGAGGAGAUGGCUUGUUCUUUUGAGGAGGAUGAAGUGAAUGUGAAGGCUGACUUCUAUCCAAGAAGUAGAAGCUACGCUGUCAAGAGAAGAAGUGGUGGGUUUGCAUAAUAAGUGGACGACUUGAUUUCUUGAUUUUUUUUUUGUGUGAAAAAAUGUAUGUAUUGAAAAGAGUUGAACCAAUACUCUCUCUAGUCCACUCAAUUGUUUACUUUGGUUCCUUCAUUACCAAUCGAUAUUUGGAAAUUUAGAUUAAAAAAA